Drosophila obscura is the source of this 1426-nucleotide messenger RNA. RefSeq lists its product as uncharacterized. The transcript has 2 exons. Lineage: Eukaryota; Metazoa; Arthropoda; Insecta; Diptera; Drosophilidae. The record is from RefSeq and is a predicted model, not a curated record. The coding region runs from base 69 to 1124 and encodes 351 amino acids.
GCCUGUUGCAAAAUUCAUUCUUGCGCUCUCAUUCGUGACGAAAGGAUGUACGUCCGGCUGUAGCCCGUAUGAAUCUACAUCCGUACAUUCCUUGCGCAGGGCAAAGGCAAACGGUCACAGUCCCCACACCCACAGCAACACCAACGCAGUUGGAAAUGGCCAAGGAGCAAGAAUACGAGGAGCUGCGCGAGCUGCUGCAGUCAUGGGGUGUUGCCGAGGAUCUUCUCUCCCACUUGCAAGAUGAAGCCAUCAACGUGGACGAGCUGCAGAUGAUCAAGCGACACCACCUGGCCGAGCUUCUGAGCAACUUUCGUUUCGGCACCCGCAUACGCUUCGAGCACCAUCUGGAACGCUGGCGACGCUGGCUAAACGUGCCUCUACAGGGCGUUCAGGGACAGAGUCAGACGCACUGCCAGGGUUGUCGGUGCGCUGAUUCAACGGCUCCGUCCAUUAUCUGCCAUCCCCAGAUGGGUGGGCAGUCGGACAGCGCCGGGGACAGUGGCAAAUCCGAUGAUCUGGCCAAGACACUGCCGCCUGAGCCACUCGUCUCACUGACCGAUCCCAGCGAGACAGUACAAGCCGCCUUCCACAUACCCUUGCAGCCGCAGUUGGAGCCCAGCGAGAUCCUGAGUUCGACGCUGGUCACUAGCGUGAAGGAGGAGGACAGUGGCGACCAGGUGCCAGGUGAGGAUCGGGUGGUUACAGUGCUGGGCAUCCUGCAGGCCGGCGGGAUGAAAAGCCAGUCGCUGCUCGAGCGCCUGGGCCAGCAGGAGGCACUGGAUGCAGUGCAGCGACUGCUGCUCAUCCAGCUGAUCUGCAGCUACUAUGAAGACAAUCAGCUGCACCUGACGUUGCAACGCAGCCACCUUCUGGAGCGCGAGAUUCUGCAACUCUUUCCCAAGGAGCAGCUGCACUAUUACCGCACCGAACGGCGUGGCAAGAUCUAUGUGCGGUUCACCAACAUGAAGCGGAACAAGAGAGUCAACUCUUCGCGCCAGGAACUGAAGCGAAGGCGCGAGGAUCUGCUUGUCAAGCCGGCGACCCAUGUCUACGCCACUGAUCUCGGGCCCAAAGGGGAGACUUUUCCGGCCGACAACGUCUUCAGUCCCGAGAGAUCCGAUUGACAGCUCCGCCCCCAUAUCCCGCUCUAAGUUGAUUAUUUCUAAGCCUAAAUCUAUCUCGUGUGCGACACAGUGAGGGCUCUCUUGAGGGGACACGACACUGGGGGGUGCCAAGUGAUUGGAUGUGUAUAUAGAUUGGGACCAACAUUUUCGGAGGUGUCCGUGUCCGCCCAAAAGAGCUUUCCUUGUACAUAUGUAAUUAUUUCUGUGUAUAUGUAUGCUUGUUUAGUAUGCUCUUAUCUGUGUAGGGUAUUUGCGGGUCGACCCGAUCCCGCUGACUGACGAAAAUAAAUCAAAACUGAUUU